UACAAUAUUUUUUGAUAAAAACUUAUUCGCAAUAAAAUAUUUGCCACAAAUGUUUAGUCAAAACUUAGCGCUCAUAUUCUUGUAUGUCGUAAAUGGCAUCAGUUGUCAGUAUCAGAGACAACACAUAUUUGACAAUUCGAUGGACACCAGGCAUGACAAACAGCCCACCGGCGGACAUAUGGUCAUCAAUCCGGGCAAACAUACCUAUGGCCGCAGUUACGGACUGCCCGCUCCCACCCCUCACGCAUCUAACGAGCACUCGGGCCAUCAGCACCGACUGUCACCAAAAUCCCAAUCGUCGACAAUUGUUCCCGCAGUUGAUAACCAAAUGGCAUACAUUUCGGUGAUAACUGUUUUAUUGAUAAAGUUAUUUUCGUGA
This is a messenger RNA of Medioppia subpectinata, 379 nucleotides long. Lineage: Eukaryota; Metazoa; Arthropoda; Arachnida; Sarcoptiformes; Oppiidae. The record is from the annotation of a GenBank genome assembly.